Elephantulus edwardii (Cape elephant shrew) is the source of this 1167-nucleotide messenger RNA. RefSeq names its product chromosome unknown open reading frame, human C2orf69 (gene CUNH2orf69). Gene Ontology annotation, cellular component: mitochondrion. Bases 1 to 1167 code for a protein of 388 amino acids. The record is from RefSeq and is a predicted model, not a curated record. The transcript is spliced from 2 exons. NCBI's taxonomy places the organism in Eukaryota, Metazoa, Chordata, Mammalia, Macroscelidea, Macroscelididae.
AUGUGGGAGUUCAGGCUCCCGCGGUCGCCCCCGCUGCUGUUCCUGCUGUCGCAGCUCGUAACCGCAGGCGCCGCUUCCAGUUCUCGGGCCGGAACCAUGAACCCGAGCGGCGGCGGCAGCAGCAGCGCGCGAUGCUCCCCCUCGGUCGAGGGGCGCCGUCAGCAGUGUCUGCAACUGUCCACGGUGCCGGGAGCAGAUCCGCAGCGCUGCAAUGAGUUGCUCCUGCUGGUGGCGGCAGGGGAGGGACCAGAGCUGCGGGAUCACCCAGGGGACCGGACGAAGGAGAGGCUGCAGCCGCCGCCCCAGCACCAUGUCCUCUAUUUCCCGGGGGACGUGCAGAAUUAUCAUGAAAUUAUGACUCGUCAUCCUGAGAAUUACCAGUGGGAAAACUGGAGUCUAGAAAAUGUUGCCAGCAUUCUAGCCCAGCGGUUCCCCAAUAGUUAUAUUUGGGUGAUAAAAAGUUCCCGGAUGCAUUUGCACAAAUUCAGCUGCUAUGACAAUUUUGUGAAAAGCAAUAUGUUUGGUGCCCCAGAACACAAUCCUGACUUUGGUGCUUUUAAGCACCUUUAUAUGUUAUUAGUUAAUGCUUUUAAUUUAACCCAAAACAGUCUGCUUUCAAAGAAGAAUGUGAAUGUUUUGAAUAAGGAUUUCAAAGCAUCUAAUUGUAGAUCCAGUUCUUCUCACACUAGUAAUGGUUGCCAGGGAGAAAAAGAGAGGACUUGUGAACAAUCUGAUGAGUCUGCCUUGAGUUUUUAUCCACCAUCACUAAAUGGUGCAUCUUUUACUCUGAUUGGAUUCAGUAAAGGUUGUGUGGUUCUGAAUCAGUUGCUUUUUGAAUUAAAAGAAGCCAAGAAAGACAAGAAUAUAGAUGACUUUAUCAAAAGCAUAAGGACAAUGUAUUGGCUGGAUGGUGGUCAUUCUGGAGGAAGCAAUACUUGGGUUACUUUUCCAGAAGUCUUAAAAGAAUUUGCACAAACAGAGAUUAUUGUUCACACUCAUGUAACACCUUACCAAGUACGUGAUCCAAUGAGAUCUUGGAUUGGAAAGGAGCAUAAGAAAUUUGUUCAAAUACUUGGAGAGUUCGGUGUGCAGGUAACCAGCCAAAUUCAUUUUGCAAAGGAAUCUCCAUCUAUAGAGAAUCACUUCAAAGUUCAUGAAGUAUUUUGA